Salvelinus sp. IW2-2015 is the source of this 948-nucleotide messenger RNA. Its product is annotated as trace amine-associated receptor 13c-like. Gene Ontology annotation, cellular component: membrane. Lineage: Eukaryota; Metazoa; Chordata; Actinopteri; Salmoniformes; Salmonidae. The transcript has a single exon. Gene Ontology annotation, biological process: G protein-coupled receptor signaling pathway. The record is from RefSeq and is a predicted model, not a curated record. Gene Ontology annotation, molecular function: trace-amine receptor activity. The coding region runs from base 1 to 948 and encodes 315 amino acids.
AUGGAGGAACACGAAGAUGCUCAAUACUGUUUUCCAGACCAAAACUCUUCUUGCARAAAGGUUUUGCUAUCGACAUCUAUUUACAUAACACUGUACAUCUUCAUCUCAUUGAUUUCAGCGGUUACRGUAUUUUUGAACGUACUGGUGAUCAUCUCCGUCUCUCACUUCAAGAAGCUCCACACUCCAACCAACCUGCUCAUCCUCUCUUUGGCUGUGGCAGAUCUCCUGGUGGGACUGAUUGUGAUACCAGUAGUGGCUGUAACAGUAAUGGAAUCAUGCUGGUUUUAUGGGAAAUAUUUCUGUGUGAUUUCUCUCUAUAUCAAUUAUUUAUGUCUCUCUUUAUCUCUGGGCAAUUUGAUCUUGAUAUCUAUUGACCGCUAUGUUGCUGUGUGUGAUCCCUUGAUGUAUCACUCAAAAAUAACAAUAACAAGAAUAAUUGGUUGUAUAUCAAUUACCUGGUGUUGUUGUAUCAUAUACAAUGCUGUUAUUUUAAAUAACUAUGUUAAUAUAAAUGUACCCAGACAGUGUUUGGAAGAAUGUUUUGUUGUUGAAGGAUUUAACUGGAGGAGCAUCAUUGACCUUCUAUUUACAAGUGUUAUCCCGUGCUCUAUUAUUAUAACACUUUAUUUGAAAAUAUUUGUGGUCGCCAGAUCACAGKCCAGAAAGGUAUUUUCAAAAGAGGCUGCCACCAAAUCUGGUGUUAAAACUGUACAGGUGAAUAAGACUGAGAGAAAAGCAGCAAAAACUCUAUCUAUUGUAGUUUUCACCUAUCUCACUUGUUGGAUUCCAAUAUUUUUUAUCCAGUUUUUUUCUCAGCAAUCAUCAGUUUACUUAAGCUUUCUGCCAUUUSUUAAUUCCUUAACUAAUCCAAUCAUUUAUGCUUUAUUUUAUCCAUGGUUCAAAGUGACAGCUAAACAUAUUUUAACUCUGAAGUUAAGGCUGUCAUAG